UGUAUAAGCUCCAACUCAACGAAGGUCAGAGAAGAUGGAGCAUCGCGAUGGACGAGGAUCAGAUAUCUUGGCUUCAAGGUGUGUUGCAAACGGCGACGAUGAAGUUUUGGUCCUUCCCUAGUAGAUGCAUCAGGACAAGCAGCUCGCGCUCGAUCCAUGUCGGAAAGGGCACCAAUCGGAAGGGGACAUACCUUCAAAUAUCUGAACAGGCCGGAAAUGGGAAGGUUUACAAGAUCGUCAUCCCACAGGCUAACAUGACGAUAGGUUGGGCCAGGCUCACUAAUCUUAUUCGGGAUGUUUACUCGGCAGAGCAUCAAUCCAGAGUUACUCAUGUGCCUGUGCAUACUCAACCUCAGUUGGUUUCUCCGGAGAUCUCAUAUGCUGAUGCAGUUAUAUACGGAGGCUUCUAUGGCAGAGGAAAGUGUUCUAUUAAGUCCCACGCGGGAGAACGCUUUAUUAAUGUCGAGGAUGAUGGAGUGAAAGAAAGACAUUAGCUUCUUGGCAGAAGCCUGGUAAUUAGGUUUUCUUCGGAUUCAGAAAUCUUCACUCGCAAUUAGCUUAAUGAGUUCAGGUGUUGGGCAAACAAGGUUUGGCGAACUAACGAAAAUUUUGGAUUGGAAGAACUAUCUGACGGGGAUUGUUACUAAUUUGCCCUGGUCCAUCCGAAGCUGCUCACAUUAAGGAGCUCGGCGACAUUCGGUUCAGCAAUUUUAGAAUUACUCUCUCCCUCUGGAACUCGGAAAAUGGUCGCAACAUCAUAUCUUUCCAAGAUGUGACUUGGAUUCUGGCAUAUGGAAUCCCUCUCCAUCUUAAGAGUGCUCAACUCUUCAAGUCCAUCGGUGAUUUUUUCGGUGAGUUCAUCGAUAUCGACUGGAAUUCCUGGAGCUCUGCCUUCAUUAAAAUCAGAAUCCGGGC
Messenger RNA from Linum trigynum, 915 nucleotides. NCBI's taxonomy places the organism in Eukaryota, Viridiplantae, Streptophyta, Magnoliopsida, Malpighiales, Linaceae. The record is from the annotation of a GenBank genome assembly.